AUGGCUGAAAGUUUGGAACUAUCAGCACACGGAGACGUUGCUAAGCUUCUUGAGAAGCUGCCGUCAUUGAUCUCAGAUGCGCAUCACUCGGAGAUUUGGGGCAUACAACUCGAUGGUGACGACGAUAAACGCAAGGAGAUAGUUAUUAAGAAGUUCCUCGAACAGCAUUCAAUCAUACCCUCUAUCAGCCUUGCCAGGGCGAGUGCCUCCCUCCAGAGUGCCCUCAAAUGGAGACGCAUUGUUCAGCCUCGAUCAGCACUGACGGGGUCAAGGGAAAUCCUCACAAAAUCGGGGCUCCAGCACAUAACGCGUACGGAGGACAGACUGAUCAUGUGGGUAGUCAUCGAUGAGAAGACCAUUAGAGAUCUUCCAGCAACAUACGAAGGGUUCAUGCAGAAAUACGGGCUUGCAGAUCUGGGUACUGCGGCCCUCGAGAAUGUUGCAUCUGCACUUAUAGACGCAAAUUGUGAGCUUUAUGGUGAAAGCAGCCUGCAAGCUGCCUGUGUCGUGCAAUUCAAACUUUAUUCUGUACCACCUGGCCGCAGGAUAGGUAUUUCAUUGCGUGAUAGAGUUCGUGACAUGCUUUCAGGCGUCGUGACCGAGUUGCAAAAGUAUUAUCCUGGCUUUCUUGACCGUGCUUAUCUUAUACAGCCUUUUGACGACUAUCUCGACUCUCUAGAAAUUUCCGAAAGCCUGCUCAAAAAGACCACAAUACUGCAAAGUGCUGGAGACCUGGUAAACUACCUGGGGCCGGACGUACCACCGGAAUUUGGGGGAACGGGUAUGCCACUCUGCAACCGUGAUAUCAUGAGGAACAUAUGUGGUGAACGUGAUGAACCGCCCACCGCACGGGAUCCCCUUGAGAUCAAGCGGACAAACGACAAGACCAAAGAAGACACAGUCUUUGGUGUACAGGAAAAUGACAGCGUGUCUAAUGCGGAGAACCCCGAACCAGAAUUGACUUGGUCUGAAACUAUUGGACCGCCAACAAUAAUCUUGGACCCUUCAGAUCUGAAGAAUGCACACGAGCUUUGUCCCGAUAAGGGGGGCGCGUGUCUCGCCUGGGCUGAUUCAGAAACGCUAGUCAAAUAUGGACACGGCGUUCGGCUUGCGGAGGCUGAAGCAAUGCAUUUGGUAUCCACUCGAACCAACAUUCCAAUCCCCAGAUUGCUCAGUGCUUAUGUUCUCCAUGGAGUAUGCUACAUAGUCAUGGAAUAUGUGGAAGCGGAGUCUUUCAACAAAUACUGGGAUCGUGUCUCAGAGCCAGAACAGCAAAACGUACUUCGCCAGCUUCGCAACUACGUCUCACAAAUGCGAUCCAUAAAAGGCGAGUUCAUUGGGGGUGUUGACUCAUCUCCAUGCCGAGACGGUAUCUUCGACGCAGUCUGGGAUAACUAUGGCGCUGGCUCAUAUGGUCCCUACGCGUCCGAGGCUCUUUUCACAGAGGGGAUAGUCCAAGUUUUGCGUGAUCGGAUUCCGCCCAAUUUACCCGAGGAGUCUUCAGAUUUGGACUCUGUCUUCUUCACCAAUGAAUAUGUGCUCUACCAGACAGUCAGAGAGCUUAAGAAGAUGAAUCAUUCUAUUGUUUUCACACAUGGUGACCUUCAUUGUGGCAACAUGUUGGCAGGAUACUGGCCUGAUUAUUGGGAAUUUUACCGUGCCAUGUUCCAAGUGCCUUGGCGACCUUCGUGGGACAGGAUGAUAGAGAAGUUUAUUCCGCCGUCCUAUGUAGAGUAUGAGAUCAUUAAGAAGGUGUUCUCAUACGUAUUCAACUAG
Aspergillus welwitschiae is the source of this 1776-nucleotide messenger RNA. RefSeq lists its product as uncharacterized. NCBI's taxonomy places the organism in Eukaryota, Fungi, Ascomycota, Eurotiomycetes, Eurotiales, Aspergillaceae. The coding region runs from base 1 to 1776 and encodes 591 amino acids. Gene Ontology annotation, molecular function: phosphatidylinositol transfer activity. The transcript has 3 exons. Gene Ontology annotation, cellular component: cortical endoplasmic reticulum; cytosol; plasma membrane. The record is from RefSeq and is a predicted model, not a curated record. Gene Ontology annotation, biological process: regulation of exocytosis; Golgi to plasma membrane protein transport.